Molecule: messenger RNA, 2365 nt
Organism: Lontra canadensis (Northern American river otter)
Lineage: Eukaryota; Metazoa; Chordata; Mammalia; Carnivora; Mustelidae
Product: 5'-nucleotidase domain-containing protein 3
Exons: 14
Coding region: 87-1727 (546 amino acids)
Molecular function (GO): 5'-nucleotidase activity
Source: RefSeq, a predicted model, not a curated record
CAGGGAGCUGCCCGCCAGCGGGCUGAGCGCGGGCGGAGCCCUGGCGUCCUGCUCCGGGUGCCACUCGCAGCAGGGCGGCGGCAAGCAUGGCCACGGCGGCGGCCGUGGCGGUAGCCCGUGGGGCCGGGGCGAGGGCGGCGGCGGCCCUGCGGGGCGGCUGCGGGAGUGCGGCCCGGGGGCGGCCGCGCGCGGGCCCCGCACGGCCCUUGUGCACAGCACCUGGGACGGCCCCGGACAUGAAAGGCUACUUGUGGGAGCGCUACCGGGAGGCGAAGAGGAGCACGGACGACUUGGUUCCUUCAAUUAUGAACAACUUGUUGAAUCCAGAUGCCAUUUUCUCGAACAAUGAGAUGAGCCUGUCGGAUAUUGAAGUCUAUGGCUUUGAUUAUGACUAUACCUUGGUGUUUUAUUCCAAGCACCUGCACACGCUGAUAUUUAAUGCUGCUCGGGACCUUCUCAUCAAUGAACACCGGUAUCCGGUGGAAAUCAGGAAGUAUGAGUAUGACCCAAAUUUUGCAAUUCGUGGACUUCAUUAUGAUGUGCAGCGGGCAGUGUUGAUGAAGAUUGAUGCUUUCCAUUACAUCCAGUUGGGAACUGUCUACAGAGGCCUCAGUGUUGUCCCUGAUGAAGAAGUCAUUGAAAUGUACGAGGGGUCCCACGUGCCUCUGGAACAGAUGAGCGACUUUUAUGGAAAGAGUUCUCAUGGAAACACCAUGAAGCAGUUCAUGGACAUCUUCUCCCUGCCGGAGAUGUCCCUCCUGUCCUGCGUGAACGAAUACUUCCUCAAGAACAACAUUGACUAUGAGCCUGUGCAUCUGUACAAAGACGUCAAGGAUUCAAUUCGAGACGUGCACAUCAAAGGAAUCAUGUACAGCGCGAUCGAAGCAGAUAUUGAGAAGUACAUCUGCUACGCCGAGCAGACCCGCGCAGUGCUGGCCAAGCUGGCCCACCACGGCAAGAAGAUGUUUCUCAUCACCAACAGCCCCAGUAGUUUCGUGGACAAAGGGAUGAGGUAUAUUGUUGGAAAAGACUGGAGGGACCUGUUUGAUGUGGUCAUCGUUCAGGCCGAGAAGCCAAACUUCUUUAAUGAUAAGCGGAGACCUUUCCGCAAGGUGAACGAGAAAGGUGUCUUACUCUGGGACAAGAUCCACAAGUUGCAGAAAGGCCAGAUUUAUAAGCAGGGCAACCUAUAUGAAUUUUUGAAGCUUACUGGAUGGAGAGGAUCCAAAGUGUUGUAUUUUGGUGACCACAUAUACAGUGACCUGGCGGAUUUGACCCUGAAGCACGGCUGGCGAACUGGUGCAAUUAUCCCGGAGCUGAGGUCCGAGCUCAGGAUCAUGAACACGGAGCAGUACAUUCAAACCAUGACCUGGCUGCAGACCCUGACCGGGUUAUUGGAGCAGAUGCAGGUUCACAGAGACCCCGAGUCACAGCUGGUUUUGCAGGAGUGGAAAAAGGAAAGAAAGGAAAUGAGAGAAAUGACCAAAAAUUUCUUCAACACCCAGUUUGGAAGCUUGUUCCGCACAGACCAGAACCCGACCUACUUCCUGAGGCGCCUGUCACGCUUUGCGGACAUCUACAUGGCGUCUCUGAGCUGCCUGCUGAACUAUGACGUCAGCCACACGUUCUACCCGCGGAGGACUCCGCUGCAGCACGAACUUCCUGCCUGGUCGGAUGGGGCCCCCACCUUCAGACUCCCUCUCCUGCAGGAGGCCCAUGCCAAGUAACCAGGGGCCCAGCUGCAGAAAAAGCCAGAAGCAGGGACAGCCCCCAACUGGCUGGACGUGAUGGGGUUGACUUGUGUGCAGACGAGUGUUGCUUUUGGAAAAGAUACAAAUAUGCCUUUUGAUAUUUAUUACCUUAUGGAGACUCCUUCCACGUUGUUAAGACCGAAGCGAGCAGCCCACCAGUUCCGACUUCGCAUCUCUUGUUGGGCCGAGUGGGAAGCUUCAUACUGAAACCCUGCCAUCAGCCUUUUUGUUUACCGAGGUCCUGGAUCGGGUGUCCGUGUUUCCGGGCUCGGUGACACCCCUUGAUGCCAUCUCUCAAUUCUAGCUGCUGUAGUGUCCAAACUGUUCUUGACUCUUCCGUGGAAAACGGGCGGACCAUUCCCGGACAGUGCUCCGGGGACCGCAGGGGCACAGCGCCAUGUGACAGUAAGCAGCUCGCGGAAAGCUGACGGAGGAGUCCACGAGCUCCGUAAUAGCCUCGCACGGCAGCAAGCAGCAGAGGUGGCCCCCACGUGGCCUCCAGCGCCCACGGUGCAAGGUACCAGGGGUUUGGCCUCCUGGUGUGGCCGCCCUCAAAGGGAGACUCUGCCUCCUUGCCAAAAAAGUCUUCUGUAACUGAACAAGAGAAGUUGCAA